AUGCGGGAUGCUCUCAUACGAAGUUUCAAUGGUACCGGGAAUCAGGUUGCAGAGAACGCCUUCAAGAGCGUACAUGACGACCAGUCUCAAGAAAAUGUCUCUACCGCUGGCUACGUACAGCUAUGGCUGUUCUCAAUUCAUUUUAUAGAAAGCUUGACCGAUGUUAGACUCCCGGGCUCCAAACGUACUGACGAUGCAUAUGCGUAUAGAGAGACCCUGUCAGAGUCAGCUUAUCAACUUGCCAUCUUGGCAACGCAGUUGGGCUUUGAUUCGCCUCAGAUUCGCUCGCUUUGUGUGAGCUCAACUAUAAAACCUAGUGCCCGAGCAUACUUGACCGGCCGUCGUCCUCAGGAGUUAUAUGUCUAUCCUCCGCGCUGGGAGGAAGAAGCUCCUGAAAAAGUUGUCGAUCUCCUAAAGCUCCCUAAAAGGGAUAGAUAUAAGAUCAUCGUUCCGCCUUUCUCUAUUGACAGUGAGGAUCUCAUGGCAAAUAAACGGUGCGGACUAUCACAGAGAGAAUCACACUGCAACGACUGCUGCUUUCUAUUUGCUCUACAGGUCUAUAGUGGGGAACAGCUUCCGAAAAAGUACCCUACAACGUUCGCCGUGCUGCGAGAUAUCAUGUUCGGCUUCUUUAGCCGAGAAAUAUUAUCUUCUCAAUCACAUCCUAUAUGGCGGAGAAUAGGAACUAACCCGCAAACUCCUUAUCACGAUGAAAGUCAUGUUGUCUUGUCGCCAGCUCCAUGCGAUCCUCAUCCUCCGGAAACUCAAGGCAGAAAUGAAUAUGCGCAACGCAAUCCUGACGCAGGAAACGAUAUGGCGUUGGAUAGUCCUAAUCCGACUCAGGACUCUGUGCAGCAAGCACCAAUUGCGUCUGGUUUUGAAGAUGAGACAUCCAUCGCGUCGCUGAAUCAACUCACACAUAUCUCACACAUAUCUCACACAGCCGAGGAGCCGAAGAAAUUUUGA
Aspergillus alliaceus is the source of this 966-nucleotide messenger RNA. RefSeq lists its product as uncharacterized. Lineage: Eukaryota; Fungi; Ascomycota; Eurotiomycetes; Eurotiales; Aspergillaceae. The transcript has a single exon. The record is from RefSeq and is a predicted model, not a curated record. The coding region runs from base 1 to 966 and encodes 321 amino acids.